Messenger RNA from Zophobas morio, 1211 nucleotides. RefSeq lists its product as uncharacterized. The record is from RefSeq and is a predicted model, not a curated record. Lineage: Eukaryota; Metazoa; Arthropoda; Insecta; Coleoptera; Tenebrionidae. The transcript has 2 exons. Bases 466 to 810 code for a protein of 114 amino acids.
CGGAAACAAUUUCCUUGAAUUUCACCAUUUCGCAAGUCCGUUUUUCGAUUUUUGCGUUUUUUCGAAUGGAAAAUAAAGAUUUGGGGCGACUUUUUGCGUCCGCGAAUCGCCGUACCAUUUUGCUUUUCUCAAGAAUAAAUGGGUGUUUAUAGUAUGUGAAAUUGCGAUUUACGACUUUGCUGAAUAUUUGUAUGGGCGUUGUUAUCUGUAAUUUCUUAAUACUCACCUUAAAACAAUCGAUUAUUUGGAAGAAAAUGACGGAUUACCUCAUUUCGUAUCGCAGUUUCAAAUCUACCGCUUCUGUAUACAAGGAAAGUAAAAAGAUCAACUUUGAAAACAAAGAAAUAAACUUGAUCGCCUACAUUUGAAAGUAAAAGUUCAGUAGAGUGCAUUAAACACAAACGAAGUACGUUCUUCCAAGAAACAACAUGUAAAAACGUCCGAACAAGGAGUCAGUUAUGAAAAAUGUCUUCAGUUAACGACAGAAAAAUAAGAGAUGUGCGUGAUAUUUGGAACUGUAACAAAGAAGUGGAAAAGGAAAACCCGCGUGUUCCCGUCGUCGAAAACAAUGUUGAUAACCGGACCAAACACAAAUACAAGACUUUGGAGAGGCACCUUAGUAUGAAAAAGACUAUUAGGAAGAAAAUGAUGCGAGACUUGAGGGAGAUCGGGGAUGCGGGCGUCGAACCCAAUUCGCAGACCCAGAACGCCGGAUUUUUAGAACAAAUUAAGAACGACCAACCUCCGCCUGCCAACAUAGACAAACCUAGUUUAUGGAAAAGACUUACUAAAGGAUGGGGUCAUACUUAAGCGAUUCGUGACCUGUUUGUGAUUAUUUAUAUGCUUCUCCAGCUUUCUUAAAUGAUUUACAAACAGUAUUUAUAGUGUGAAUUAGCUUAAUUUAGCUUUAAGGUUUCGCUGUUCCUAAAAAGUAUUUUCUAAUAGUUGGAUAACAUAACUAUAGUUGCAGAAUAGGGUGUUAUAACAGAAGUAUUUAUUUUAUAGUAUGUUACCAGGUUUCCUUGUUGUAUAUAAUGAACUCUGAAAGAAACGUUAUCAAAUUAACGAAUUUAUAUUUUGUUAAACUACAAUUAUGUUACGUUCUCUGCUAUUAAUUUUUGUUGGGUGGAUGUAUGUUCACUUCAUGUCGCUUUAAAUACAUAGCUGUUUGAUUUUAUUGUGCACGUUCCAAUAAAAUACUACAAAACGAA